Messenger RNA from Colletotrichum navitas, 1629 nucleotides. RefSeq names its product alcohol dehydrogenase GroES-like domain-containing protein. The record is from RefSeq and is a predicted model, not a curated record. The transcript has 3 exons. The coding region runs from base 399 to 1481 and encodes 360 amino acids. Gene Ontology annotation, molecular function: zinc ion binding; alcohol dehydrogenase (NADP+) activity. Lineage: Eukaryota; Fungi; Ascomycota; Sordariomycetes; Glomerellales; Glomerellaceae. Gene Ontology annotation, biological process: alcohol metabolic process.
GCCAGAUCCGGCAACGGAUCUACCCAAAGAAGCCAGGGGGGCAAUUAGCUCCUGAUCCAGCGCCUCAGUCAUCAACACCCGGUGUUCUCCCCUGCCUUGGUGUGAGAUCCGACAUACCGGCCGAAGCCGAACGACAUUUCAAAGACGUCAUUCGAAUAAAGCCCCCCUUCAGUUGGCGACGAGUACCGGGCUCCGAAGGCCUGGCUGCAGGUCGGACUGUACACUGUACGCUUGUCCUCCCAGCCCACGCGGGGAAAUUGGCGAAAUAUAGACGUCAUGACGAAUUAUCACGGCUAUAUAAACAGAGGAGUCUAUCGUUCGCGUUCAGAAACUACAAUUUAGUCAAUUGAAAAGAAAGGAACACAAAAUAUCGACUACCAACACUAAUACCAAUCAACAUGAGCUAUCCUGAGAAGUUUCAAGGUUUCUGUGUGGCAGGCCCGAAAAGCUGGAACCAAUUCAAGAAAGAGACUCUUACGCCCAAGCCGUUUGGAGACCGCGACAUUGAUGUACAGAUUGAGUGCUGCGGUGUUUGCGGAUCCGAUGUACACACUAUCACCGGAGGCUGGGGCGAGUACGAGGGACCUCUGUGUGUCGGCCACGAGGUUGUCGGCAAGGCAGUCGCUGUCGGAAAGAGUGUAAAGGAGAUCAAGGUUGGCGACCGAGUGGGUGUGGGAGCCCAGGUAUGGGCAUGCUUGAAAUGCGACCAAUGCAAGAACGAGAAUGAGAAUUACUGCCCUCAUUUGGUCGACACGUAUAAUGCUACAUAUGAGGACGGCAGUCAAGCACACGGUGGCUUCGCCAGCCAUAUCCGCGCUCACGAGUAUUUCACGUUCAAGAUCCCUGAUGCGAUAAAAUCGGAAGAUGCUGCGCCUCUUAUGUGUGCUGGCCUGACGACGUAUUCGCCGUUGGCUCGUGGCGGCGUCGGCCCCGGCAAGACCGUUGCGAUUGUCGGGAUCGGUGGUCUCGGCCACCUCGGCAUCCAGUGGGCCAAGGCUCUCGGCGCGGAGGUGUACGCCAUCACUCACUCCCCCGACAAGGCUGAAGACUGCAAGAAACUCGGCGCCAAGGAAGCUAUCAAUAGCAACGACAAGGACUGGGCAAAGCCAUAUGCCUUCAAGUUCGACUUCAUGCUUAACUGCUCCGAUAUGACCAACGAGUUCGACCUCUCGACCUACUUGUCCACACUCAAGGUCGGCGGACACUUCCACAUGGUCGGUCUACCUGACAAGCCUCUGCCUCAGUUCCCCGCGGGUCUGUUCACCACCAACUCGGCGAAAAUGUCCGGUAGCCACAUUGGAAACAACCAGGAGAUGAAUGCUUUGCUGAAACUGGCUGCGGAAAAAGGAAUCGCACCGUGGGUCGAGACAAUCGACAUAUCCGAGCAGGGAUGUAAAGAAGCUGUUGAGCGGGUCAAAGAGAACAAGGUCCACUACCGGUUCACCUUAGUCGGACAUCAGAAGGCUUUUGGAACGGCGUAGAGGAUGAGGAUAAAUAGAAACUAAUUAUCUUGGGACGAUCAGCAUGUUUUCACGCAAAUGCUUAGGAAAUCCGGUCCUGCGCUUUGCCUGUGUUUGGUAUUUCUCUCAUCAGAUAUGUCUUAUCAAAUGCAUCGUCCACUGUUGAUGG